Messenger RNA from Loxodonta africana (African savanna elephant), 1678 nucleotides. Its product is annotated as olfactory receptor 5P76-like. The record is from RefSeq and is a predicted model, not a curated record. Gene Ontology annotation, molecular function: olfactory receptor activity; G protein-coupled receptor activity; odorant binding. Gene Ontology annotation, cellular component: membrane. Bases 1 to 945 code for a protein of 314 amino acids. Gene Ontology annotation, biological process: G protein-coupled receptor signaling pathway; sensory perception of smell. The transcript has a single exon. Lineage: Eukaryota; Metazoa; Chordata; Mammalia; Proboscidea; Elephantidae.
AUGGAUUCCCUGGUGGAUGGGAACCACACUGCAGUGACAGGGUUCAUUUUAUUGGGCUUAACAGAAGAUCCUACCCUUCGGGUCGUACUCUUCAUGGUCAUCCCAUGCAUCUAUCCGGUGACCAUAUCUGGCAAUCUCAGCACAAUCAUCCUUAUCAGAAUCUCUCCUCAGCUCCAUUGUCCUAUGUAUUUUUUCCUGAGCCACUUGGCUUUGACUGACAUAGGCUAUUCAUCCUCUGUCACACCCAGUAUGCUUGUAAACUUCCUGUUGGAGACAAAUACAAUCUCCUAUCUUGGAUGUGCCAUGCAACUUGGAUCAGCUGCUUUCUUCGGGACAGUUGAGUGCUUUCUUCUGGCUGCCAUGGCCUAUGAUCGCUUUGUAGCAAUCUGCAACCCACUGCUUUAUUCAACAAAAUUGUCCACACAAGUCUGUGAUCAGUUAUUCUCUGUGGUUUAUGUAGGUGCUUUUCUCAAUGCUUCCUCCUUUACCAUUUCCUUCUUUUCUUUAUUCUUUUGUGGACCAAAUCGAGUCAAUCAUUUUUUCUGUGAUUUUGCUCCUUUAGUCGAACUUUCCUGUUCUGAUGUCAGUAUCCCUGCAGUGGUCGCCUCAUAUUCUGUUGGCUUCAUUAUUGUGGUCACAGUGAUUGUCAUAGCUGUCUCCUAUGUCUACAUCCUCAUCACCAUCAUGAAGAUGCACUCCACUGAGGGCCGCCACAAGGCCUUCUCCACCUGCACCUCCCACCUCACUGCAGUCACUCUGUUCUAUGGGACCACUACAUUCAUUUACGUGAUGCCCAAGUCCACCUACUCUACUGACCAGAACAAGGUGGUAUCUGUGUUUUACAUGGUGGUGAUCCCAAUGUUGAACCCUCUCAUCUACAGUCUCAGGAAUAAUGAGAUUAAGGCUGCUCUCAGGAAGCAGCCUGGUAGAAAAGUAUUUUCUUGACAAAAUCUCUUAUUUUACAGGGUGCGAUGCAUUAACAUACCGUAAAUGUAAUAUUAAAAGAAAUUUGGUUAUUAUGGGCAAAGUAUGUCUGUAUAUAAUUAGACAGUAUGAGCCUUGAUAGUAUAUGUGGGGGUGGAUCUUCAGACAGUAAGUCAGAGACAAUAGUGAGGUAACUUAAAUAAAUUAAAUUAAAUUUAGAAUUAAGAAUCACAAAUUGGUCCACAUGAAGAAAAUAUUAAUCUGCUGAAAAUCCUUUUUACAUUUUAUUCAUAUAUAACUUUUCAAAAGAAAUUCUAUGUCCUAAGUCAAGGUUAUUGUACCCGAAACCUUUAAGGCUGUGUUCAUUUUCAACAGCAGAUUAUGCUGAGAUGAGCCUGAUAAUCCUACCUUUGCCUUGACUGAGUACCUUCGCCGGGGAAAUAACAGAGUGGACACAGACAAUAAAAUUGCUAAACACAUGGUGCUUGGAGAAGGCUUAUCUGCUGGUGUUGGUCUCAAUGGACUCUUAAAAAUCCAGCCUGUAUUUCUCAGUUCUGACUCUGGCCUUGGAUAUAAGGGGUCCACAGUCCAAGAGGAUGAGACCACCUUAACUAACCUGUGAAUAGCUGAAUCAGAUCCGAAGAGAUGACUUCCUCUGAGGGAAUAAAUAGGGUUCCCAAACUCAUCAAGAAAUGAGCAGAGUAAAAGCAAAAAAGGAUUUCCAGGAGAAUCCGGCAAGCUGGAUGACAUUGAG